Entrophospora candida is the source of this 129-nucleotide messenger RNA. Lineage: Eukaryota; Fungi; Glomeromycota; Glomeromycetes; Entrophosporales; Entrophosporaceae. The record is from the annotation of a GenBank genome assembly.
ACAAACAGAGGAUGAAGAAGAUCCAGAACCAAUUUCACCACAAUCAUUGCCAACAUUUAAUGAAGAAGAAUUAAAACAAUUUCUUGCUGAUGAUUUAGUGCUUCUAGACAUUCCUGUCAAAAGAAAUAA